This is a messenger RNA of Peronospora matthiolae, 738 nucleotides long. The record is from the annotation of a GenBank genome assembly. Lineage: Eukaryota; Oomycota; Peronosporomycetes; Peronosporales; Peronosporaceae.
AUGUGGAUGCUUGUCGAUCGGUCGCGGGACGUUCAGGUCGGAUACACGCCCGGUGUUUUGGACGUUUCGACUGCUGAGACAGCUGUUGCGUUGACGUUUGCGACCAAGCGACGCCUUAUCGAGUGUGCCACAAGCGCAAAAGCUGGGGAGUGGGGUGUCUGGCAGCCGUUUAAGUAUUGUGGAUCGGAUGUUACUGGCAGCACGGUUGGUGUGAUUGGUCUCGGGCGAAUUGGUACGACAUAUGCGCGCAUGAUGAAGAACGGUUUCAAUUGCCGGAUUCUGUACACUGGACCGCGUGAGAAGCCUGACAAUGUCAAGCCAUUGGGGGGCGAUCCCAAUUCGGUCAAAUUUGUAGACAUGCCAAUGCUGCUGCGUGAAAGCGACAUUGUAAGUCUCCACCAGCCACUAACGGACGCAACUCGAAGCAGUAUCGGUGCCAGAGAACUGGAAUCAAUGAGAUCUGAUACAGUGUUGAUCAAUACUGGCAGGGGUGAGCUUGUGGAUCAGAAUGCGCUUGUGCGAGCGCUUACAGCUAAGUCGAUUGCAGCUGCUGGCUUGGAUGUAACGACGCCAGAACCGCUCUCACCCAGUCACCCUCUCUUCUCGCUCAAAAAUUGCGUUGUAAUGCCACACAUCGGCUCAGCCACGAUUAAAACAAGGCGGGUCAUGGCAGAUAUCGCUGUUGCGAAUCCCAUUGCCGGUAUCCGAGGGGAAAAGUUGCCGCACGGGGUGUGCUAA